This is a messenger RNA of Danio rerio (zebrafish), 526 nucleotides long. RefSeq names its product ER membrane protein complex subunit 4 (gene emc4). Gene Ontology annotation, cellular component: endoplasmic reticulum membrane. Lineage: Eukaryota; Metazoa; Chordata; Actinopteri; Cypriniformes; Danionidae. The record is from RefSeq and is marked validated.
CGGUUGCGCUUCCUGUGGAGAGCUAAUGCACAGUUUCUGCUGUCGCGUUCUUUAAUCUAGUCGAUAUUUAAAAACAAUCCUGCUUAUAAACUCUGCAGACGGACUAAAAUCUGGCAGAUUGUGUUUAAAACACCCUGGCUGAUCUUCUUCUUCUGCUGUUAGACGAGCGCUGAGAGGCAGCGUUUAAGCUGCUGGAGAGCUCCAGUCAGCAGUGGCUGCAGGGUCUGGUCUACCUCAUCGGGAACCUGCUGGGCUCCGCAUUGGCCAUCUACAAGUGUCAAUCAAUGGGGCUCCUCCCCACGCACUCCUCUGAUUGGCUGGCAUUCAUCGAGCCGCCGCAGAGGCUGGAGAUCAUGGGCGGAGGGAUGGUCAUGUGACGCGCACACACACACACACACACACACACACUGUUAUUUAACGUCAGCAUUUUAACCGCACACACUGAUGAUUAAUUUAUAUUUGUGAUUUGUGUUAGCAGAGGUCUGAUUAAUAACGUGCAUUAAACUAAUAAAGAUUCUUUAACAUG